Messenger RNA from Penicillium cinerascens, 1458 nucleotides. RefSeq names its product flavin-containing monooxygenase. Bases 1 to 1458 code for a protein of 485 amino acids. NCBI's taxonomy places the organism in Eukaryota, Fungi, Ascomycota, Eurotiomycetes, Eurotiales, Aspergillaceae. The record is from RefSeq and is a predicted model, not a curated record. The transcript has a single exon. Gene Ontology annotation, molecular function: flavin adenine dinucleotide binding; N,N-dimethylaniline monooxygenase activity; NADP binding.
AUGGAAGAGAACUUUGACGUGGUCAUCAUCGGCGCGGGUAUCUCCGGCCUCAACGCUGCAUACCGCCUCAAGUCCGAGUUCCCCAACCUUCGAUAUACCAUCGUGGAGGCUCGCGAUAAUCUCGGUGGCACCUGGGAUCUCUUCAAAUAUCCCGGUAUUCGCUCGGAUUCGGAUCUUUUUACCUUCGGCUUUGCCUGGCACCCGUGGGAAUCGGACAACCCGAUCGCUCACGGCCCCUCGAUUGUCAAGUACCUAAAUAAUGCUGCCGAGCAUCAUGGGAUCAAGAAGCAUAUCAAAUUCCAACAUCGCAUGCUAGGCGCCGACUGGUCCUCAACCGAUAACAGCUGGUCAGUCAGCGUCGAGCACGAGGGCAAAACCAAGUCAAUCUCUGGCCAGUUCCUGGUGUUUGGAACCGGAUACUACGAUUACAACAUGCCUCUUCAAACCGAAAUUCCUGGCAUCGAACAGUUCCAAGGGCAGGUCAUUCAUCCGCAGUUCUGGCCAGAGAACCUGGACUACUCCGAUAAGAAAAUCGUCAUCAUUGGCAGCGGUGCUACAGCUAUCACACUUCUUCCCAACCUCGCGGAGAAAGCAAAGCAUGUAACAAUGCUGCAGCGCAGCCCGACCUACAUCCUCUCUUUACCGAACAGAGCCUCCUCAUGGCUACGCUACAUCCUCCCCACAUCACUUAACCGCCGACUCCAACGCGUGCGCUACCUCUACAGCACACGCUGGUUCUUCCUCUUUUGCCAAGCCUUCCCCAACUUCUCCCGCUGGCUCCUCGGACGAGGAAUCUCCCGCCAGCUCCCAAAACACAUCCCUUACGACCCCCAUUUCAAACCCAGCUACAACCCCUGGGACCAACGACUAUGCGUUUGCCCAGACGGCGACUUCUUCAAGAGCCUCCACACUGGCCGCGCAGAUAUCAAGACAGACACAAUCAGCCAAGUCACGUCUUCAGGCAUCGAACUCAACUCCGGCACCAAACUCGACGCGGACAUCAUCGUCACAGCAACAGGCCUCCGCCUCCAACUCGCCGGUGGCACUUCUCUAGCCGUUGACGGGACUCCCCUGUCCUUUGGCGAUAAGUAUGCUUGGCACGGGAUGAUGCUGCAGGAUCUGCCCAAUGCCGCGUUCCUGUUGGGUUAUGUCAAUGCUUCGUGGACGCUUGGUGCUGAUGCCACGUCGCAAUUUGUUUGUCGUUUGCUAAAGACGAUGCAGGAGCGUGGUGUUAAGGCCGCUGUUCCGAGGUUGAACCCUGUUACUGAUCAAGGGUUGCAGCCGCGGAGACUUUUGUCGUUGAAUUCUACUUAUGUGCUCAAGGCCGAGAACAGUUUCCCUAGGUCUGCGGAUCGGGGGCCUUGGGUUUCAAGGGAUAAUUAUUUUGAUGAUUUGAAGUUCGCGAAGAACGGGUCGUUGGUGGGUUUGGAGUUUUCGGGAGAGAAGAAGGGGAUGUGA